Messenger RNA from Synchiropus splendidus (mandarinfish), 1045 nucleotides. RefSeq names its product PTTG1 interacting protein b (gene pttg1ipb). NCBI's taxonomy places the organism in Eukaryota, Metazoa, Chordata, Actinopteri, Syngnathiformes, Callionymidae. The coding region runs from base 127 to 642 and encodes 171 amino acids. The transcript has 7 exons. Gene Ontology annotation, biological process: protein import into nucleus. The record is from RefSeq and is a predicted model, not a curated record. Gene Ontology annotation, cellular component: nucleus; cytoplasm.
GCGGGCGUAGGCGGCAGGCCGUGAUGACGUCACCGCACUCAGCGGUCCGGGUCCAGCCCCCAGCUGACACACAAACACAACUCCUCUGUUUGCAGCGGCGUUGCGAGUUAUUCUUCUCCUCUCACCAUGUUAGCUGAUCAUCGCUCGAUUAUUUGGACAUUAAUUUCGGUCUUUGUGCUCGCACAUGCGCAGACACCCUCUACUGCUCCUGCUCCUGUGACCUGUGAGUCAAGAUCCAACACCAGCUGUGACCAGUGUCUGCAGAAUGUAUCGUGUCUGUGGUGUAACGCCAAUAGUCGGUGCUUGGAGUACCCGGUGAAGAACAUCCUGCCGCCCAGCAGCGUGUGUUCAUUGACGGAAGCGCGAUGGGGCCUGUGUCAGAUCAACCUGCAGAUCCUGAUCAUCUCCAUGUGCGUGAUCGGCGGCGUCAUCAUCGUCGCCCUCCUGGUGUGCUGCUUCUGCUGCUGCAAGUGUGAAAAAAUUGGGAACAGACGAGAGGACGCAAGAGCAGAGCGCCAACAUCAGGAGAGAAAUUCACGUCAAAAAGCAAGGAGGACAGAGAUGCAGCUGAGACAUGAUGAAAUCAGGCAGAAAUAUGGUCUCGCCAAGAAUAACGCCUACACUCGAAUGAGUGACAAAUAAUUUUUUAAAAUUCCUUUAAAUGUGUUGUCAAAAAUCCUGUCUCUUGAUCCUGGCUGACGUUUGUUGAAGGAAAAUCACAUGAUCAUCUUGUCAGUUUUAUCCAAAAUACCGAAAGCCAUUUACAAAUCGACUCACCAUCCGAGCACCCGUAUUGCAUCGACAUGUUUACACCUUACCUUGAUGCGUAGCACACGUUUUUGUUCUUUUAUUGUUACACAACUGCUGAAAUCUGCCUCUCUACUUUUUAACUUGAGCAAUAAAACAAUUAUAAGCUGAUUUUAAGUUCAAUACAAAAAAUACUGAUGCACUCAGUUUGACUGAUUACUACGUUUAUUUUUGUACUGAAAUCAUCGUGAGUAACAUGUAAUGAUGUGGCGAAUAAAUAAAGAUGUUCUUGAACUGU